Penaeus monodon (black tiger shrimp) is the source of this 4056-nucleotide messenger RNA. RefSeq names its product neuronal membrane glycoprotein M6-a-like (gene M6). The record is from RefSeq and is a predicted model, not a curated record. The transcript is spliced from 7 exons. Gene Ontology annotation, biological process: neuron projection development. Bases 441 to 1814 code for a protein of 457 amino acids. NCBI's taxonomy places the organism in Eukaryota, Metazoa, Arthropoda, Malacostraca, Decapoda, Penaeidae. Gene Ontology annotation, cellular component: plasma membrane.
CCACUUGACGCAGCCUCGCCCGAACACGCGGACAUGAUAUGCUCAGUGCCACAGCUCGCUCUCUCGUGCCCUCACGCAUGUAUUGUGCUGCAAGGAACAACGGCCGCGCUUUUUUCGAGACAUAAAUAUUGACAGAGGCUCCGCGCGACGUGUCUGGUUUUCGCGCGACAGAUGACUGCCUGUGUCCUCUCGCUGAGAAGGAAGAGAGAGAAAAAAAAGAAGUGAGCGGUGCGAAACUGGCGGUUUAUGAGAGCAAAUAACUGCCAAAAAAAAAAGCAACAACAUUCCUUCAAUACAUUUUGCGUUUGUUUGCGUGUGAGACCCAUGUGACAGAACACGGGAAGUGAGGUGUUAUACUCGCGAGUUCGAUAAAUCGCCCUAUAAUGUAAGAUCGGAGGCAGCGAGUGUUAAGUGUGCGAGUGUCGUCGGCGCUGAAGGCCAUGGCACACGAGGCAGUCAACCCCGCCGUGGGCCGCAUGUGGCACCUGGACCACAACAACCCUUACGACAGGGCCAUGCGCUCGCAGGUCAGGAACUACAUGCCCAACCGCCACAGCUACGUGGACCAGACGAGCGCCAUGCCCAACCUGAACCGCCAUUACGCGCAGAGCCUCGAGUCCAUGGACAACGGGCUGGCGAGGCCCAUCAAGCCCAUCUCGCCCCACUCCCCCUACGCCCCCCACCUGCCGCAGCCCACCUCCCACUCGACCCACGCCCUCCACUCCCCCCACUCCGCCCACAUGGCCCACUCCUCCCACUCGCCCCACGCGGCGCCCUCGCCCCACUUCCCGUCCGCCCCGACCGCCCGCCCGACGAGGCCCGGGAGCAGGUUCUCGAGGUCGGGCCACAGGUCCUCCUCGACGCGCAACGGCCGCCCCUCCAGCUUCACAGCCUCUCAGGACGACUUCGUCUUCUUCUCGCCCAACAAACCGCCUCCCGCAGGAGUGGCCCUGACCAACAAGGUCCUGCCGGAGGAGAACGAGGACGAUGACGAUGACGACGACGACGACGACGACGAGAACGACGCGCUGUCCAGUGACAAGAGGCUGCGACGGACGGGCAAGGUCGCGAACUACGGUCGAAAAUGCCGAGACUGCAUGACGCGGGUGCCCUACGCCACCCUCAUCGCCACCAUGAUGUGCUGCGUGGGCGUGGGCGUGUUCUGCGGCACCAUGUAUCGCGGCACUACCCUCACCCUCAGAAUGUUUGAGGAGGUCUUCAAGCUGCGCGUCAUAUGGGUGGAGCCGGUCCAGCUGACUUUCAUGGUGGUGGGAGCUGGCAUGGGAGGACUCGGACUCAUGAUCCUAUUCGUAGGAUGCCUUUCGACGGGCGACACGAGGAACAAGGUCUACAGGACAUGGCGAGGGCGCGUGGGAGGAAGGAUCUCCUGUGCCAUUUUCAUGGGCAUCACGUACCUGUUGUCUUUGGCCUGGUUGCUGAUGUUCGCUGCUAUCAUCAUUGUUACCCUGUUCUAUACUCUUGCGUGGUUGCAGUGUCAGUAUAUCCCUCAGAAUGACUGUAUCGACUACAAUCAGUUUAGUUUUCUGUUUCCUGAGGGAACACCAGAGGAGGACAAGAGGGUGUGUGAUGGCGAGAAGAAGCUGUUCUGCAAAGACUACGUCAACAACGCAGAAAUCAUGUUCAUUCUUGCGUCUGUUUCGUCCUUUUUGGUGAUUUUGUCAUUGGUACAUUAUCUAAUGUGCUUGGCAGCAAAUUAUGCUCACAUAAAGGACCAAGAGAAGUUCAUGGACCUGCAGGAGAUCCAGUUCCUGCAGGAGUCAGAGAUGUCCACACUCCCCAAAGACCGCUUCUAGGAUACAGCCCAAGGGAUCUUUUGGCGCAACAACCAACGUAGUCGCUACUUCGAGUCGGUUGCCUGAGCUCAGGAUGCAUGUCUUUUUGAAAACCUGGAGGAUUUGUAAACAGUGAGGAAAAUGGAACAACCACAUAAGAAGAUUGGAAGAUUUAAGACGACUUCCCUGCAAGAUUUAGGACAUUCUGAUCUCUUGCUGUCUGUUCAUGUUUUUUUUUUUUUUUUUUUAUAAUCUCCCCUGAUUCCAUUGGAAAGGAACAGUAAACCAGGAAGGCUUUGUAUUCUGAGACCUUCAUGAGAAAUUUUGAAAGGCCUUGCACUGAAAUCCCCAGCUUUAAAAAGACUGUAGUCUUAGCAGGAUGAUUGUUGGUAAGCCUCAUUUGGGAAGGAUCUGUAUGGAAGACCCAUUUGAUUAUAAUAAUGUUUUUUUUUCACUAAAUGUACAUGAUUGACCGAUUCACCAUUGCCGAGUGCGCAGAUUUUCCCAAACUGGGGCUUGUUUCCCUUCAACCCAGAGGCAAUUCAGAAAUGGCAAGCUGCAUCAUAAUAAUACAUGUAACGAUGGCGUACAGCGGGACCAGUCUCCAUGAAGACAACUUUGUUGAUAGUUUUGCUGCUCAAUAUCCCUACUGUCAAUGCAAUUUGCAGUGCGUUUCUCCAUGCCUCUGGUUUGAAGCCGAUUGGGUUAGGGGGUGAAGAGGUAGUUGCUUUUUGUGUGUGCUUCUCGCUCGAAGUUCUGCGUUUCAUUCCAUUAGUUUGGAAGAUAUUUUUGUAACAUGCUUUGUUUCCCCCUCCCCUCUUGUAUGUGACUGUGCUAUCGUUGCAGCCUCAAUUAAUGGGAUGGAAGGUAUUGCUUGCGAGAUGUCAAUGCUACAUGCUGUUCUUUUUUUUUUGUGGUUUCUUCUGUAGAAAGUAGGUCUUUUUUUUAUUCUUUUUGUUUUAUAAAUAUAACGACUCAUUCUAUUUGCAAAUACAGAUAUGUUGCAGCGUUUUCCCUGUGUAUGCAUUGUAUGCUCUUUUGUUUAGAUAAGUCGGAAGUAUAGGUUACUGUUUGUGUGCAUAUGUGAUUGAUAUAUGAUUAGAAAUUACUGAUCAAAUCACAACUUGUUCAGCAAUUUUUAUCAGUCACUCCUUAGUUUUGAAAUGCAAUGUCUUUAACACUACUAACUGUAUUUCAACAAAUAAUCAUCUGCUGCUGGUUUUUUCCCCUCCACUUACAAAUUACAUCACGUCCUUUGUCCAUGCUUCUUUUUCUCUAUUAGUUGACUAAUAACUACUAACAUCAAAAACGCCCAGUUAUUUUAGCGGAGUGGCCUCCCUGCCCUUGAGUCUCCUGUGUGUGUGCUUCAGAGGAUCCCUUGGGUAAAUUUUACAUGUGGAUCCCACCAAGCCAAUUCCCCUGUGACGGCCUUCUGAGAUCCAUUCGGAAAAUUUACAUUUGCCAUUAAACUAAGGACUGACAAUCUUCAGUAAAUACUUAUGAAAUAAAAGUCGUUUAUUUUCGUUUUUGAUUUUUGUUCUUUUGAAAGUUGUGACAAUCAACCUGUGUUUAUAUUUUCACUGUUCAAAUGCAUACAUGUGCUGUAUGAAAAUAAAGUAUAAAGAGAGUUAGACUCACUGAUGUAGAGAUCACGAAGUCUCGGCUUCAGUGACAUCCAGUAUUUGAUGUAAUAGAAUAUAACCUCCUGUGUAGUGUGCUACAAGUAGUUAUUUUUCCCUGUAUUCCUAGCCUUAGCCUAAAACAGCUGAACUAUUCACUUUCAGGCUGUUAUUAACAAGAAGCAACAUAUCAUCUUUUCUGUUUUAACAAGUAGAAUGCAUACUUGAAACAUAUCACAUAUCCCCGCGAGAGUGAAAAACAAUUAUUUAACAUAGCAAUUUUUUUUUUGUCCUUUCCUUUUUAAAGUAUUCUUACUUCAUACACACACAUAGCCAAGAGAACGAAAUUACGCCUCAUGGCUCUCGGAACUAAACUUUGCUACAGCUGUCCUGUUACCUUUUUUUUCGGUGAUGUAUAGUUGUAUUUAACUCUCCCAGGACUGUUAUGAAUUUGGCCUCUAGUAAUGUUAAACUUCUCUGAUAUUUAGUAUGGAAGGAGUACACCUUUACUAACACAUUUACAUUGGUGUAGUUAGCUUUGUGCACUUGAGUGAGUGGACUAUUGUGCCUGUUGGAUAUGCUCUUUUCUUUUAAGGGAAGAAAAAAAAAAAAAAAGGUAAAAAAAAAAAAAAAAAAGAAAAAAA